Messenger RNA from Prunus armeniaca (apricot), 3408 nucleotides. The record is from the annotation of a GenBank genome assembly. Lineage: Eukaryota; Viridiplantae; Streptophyta; Magnoliopsida; Rosales; Rosaceae.
AUGCCUUUAUCUUGUAGCUUUGGUAAUGUUGUUAAAGGGUCAAGAGCAGUUUGGUGGUCGCGGUGUCAGAGUAAUGACUCGUUAGCAUACGUUAAUGGAAAUGGUCGGAAUGUAGAAUAUGUAGAAGGUCAUGAUGAGAGCUCAGGAGUUGGGUCUGUUCAUGGUGCUGAGUUGAGUGGUUCCAAAGAAGAGGAUGGACAUGAAGAACAAAAAGAAGGGUCAGAGGCACCUAUUUUGAAUGAAAUGAGGGAAUUGCUGCAAAAUGCCAUGAAAGAAUUGGAAGCUGCGCGACUUAAUAGUACCAUGUUUGAAGAAAAGGCUCAAAAAAUAUCAGAAGCUGCGAUAUCCCUGCAGGAUGAAGCAGCAAAUGCUUGGAAUAAUGUUAAUUCAACCCUUGAUACUAUACAAGAGAUCGUGAAUGAAGAGUGUGUUGCCAAAGAAGGUGUUCAGAAAGCAACAAUGGCUCUUUCAUUAGCAGAGGCAAGGCUUCAGGUGGCAUUAGAAUCUUUAGAGGUUGCAAAAAGAGGGACUGAUUCACCGGAAAUUUUACAAGAAAGUGAUGGGGAACAUGAUUGUGAAGCAGAAGAAAAAGCACUUUUGGUUGCCCAGGAAGAUAUUAAGGAAUGCCAGGCAAAUUUGGCCAACUGUGAGGUAGAGUUAAGUCGCUUACAAAGUAAAAAGGAGGAGUUGCAGAAGGAAGUGGACAGGUUGAAUGAGGCUGCAGAGAAAGCACAGCUGAAUGCUUUGAAAGCAGAGGAGGAUGUAACGAACAUAAUGCUUUUGGCAGAGCAAGCUGUUGCUUUUGAACUUGAGGCUGCACAGCGUGUGAACGAUGCAGAAAUUUCAUUACAAAGAGCAGAGAAAUCUCUCUCCACUUCAAUUGCUGAUACCACAGAAAACAACCAAGGGCAGGUGUUGAGUGAUGAUGCUACUCUUGAGGAAGAGGAGAAGGUAGUCCAAGGAAGUUCUGCUGAGAUUAUUGUUGAAAGGGAUAGAGAUGUGGCAGUUGAUGGUGAUUUGUUGGCUGUCAAGCCUCUACCAGAUAGCUCUUCUGACAAAAUCAGCCUGAGUUUUGAAGACGCGAAUCAAUCUGUUGAUUUGAGUGAUCAUGAGAAUGGAAAGUUAAAUUUAGAUUCUCUUAAAGAAGCUGAAGUAGAAGCUGACAAGUCAAAGAAUGUGGUUCAAACUAAAAAGCAGGAAACUCAGAAGGAUUUGCCUAGGGAGAGUUCACCGUCAAAUGCUCCCAAGACAUUAUUGAAGAAAUCUUCUCGUUUCUUUUCUGCUUCUUUCUUCUCUUCUGCAGAUGGGACUCCAACAUCAGUUUUCCAGGGUCUGAUGGAGUAUGCAAGGAAGCAAUGGCCCAAGCUGGUUGUCGGGAUCUUCCUAUUUGGAGUGGGGCUCACCUUUUAUACUAAUCGAGCAGAAAGGGCCGCACAACUGAUACAACAGCCAGAAGUCAUGACCACUAGUAUUGAAGAAGUUUCCUCAAGUACGAAGCCUCUAGUUCGAGAAUUACAGAAACUUCCUAGAAGAAUUAAAAAACUAAUUGAUAUGCUUCCACAUCAAGAGGUGAAUGAGGAGGAAGCCUCUCUCUUUGACAUGUUAUGGUUAUUGUUAGCAAGUGUGAUAUUUGUGCCUGUAUUUCAAAGGAUUCCUGGAGGCAGUCCUGUUCUUGGGUACUUAGCUGCUGGCAUCUUGAUUGGGCCUUAUGGCCUCUCUAUUAUUCGUCAUGUACAUGGGACAAAGGCAAUUGCUGAAUUUGGAGUUGUUUUCUUACUGUUCAACAUUGGCCUCGAGCUUUCUGUUGAAAGGUUGAGUUCCAUGAAGAAAUAUGUAUUUGGAUUGGGCUCUGCUCAGGUUUUGGUGACAGCUAUUGUGGUUGGUGUGGUUGCUCAUUAUGUUUGUGGGCUGCCUGGUCCUGCUGCAAUUGUAAUUGGCAAUGGCCUGGCUUUGUCAUCCACUGCAGUUGUUCUGCAGGUCUUGCAAGAGCGGGGUGAGAGCACGUCACGCCAUGGCCGUGCUACGUUUUCUGUCUUACUUUUCCAGGAUUUGGCUGUUGUGGUUUUGCUAAUACUUAUACCUCUCAUUUCACCAAAUUCAUCAAAAGGAGGGAUUGGUUUUCAAGCCAUUGCUGAAGCACUUGGACUUGCUGCUGUAAAGGCAGCAGUUGCGAUCACAGCCAUAAUUGCUGGUGGACGCUUGCUGCUUCGACCAAUUUAUAGGCAAAUUGCAGAAAAUCAGAAUGCAGAAAUAUUUUCUGCCAAUACACUGCUUGUUAUUCUAGGAACAAGUCUUCUAACUGCCAGGGCUGGACUAUCCAUGGCACUUGGAGCAUUUUUGGCUGGUUUGCUUCUUGCAGAAACUGAAUUUUCUUUGCAGGUUGAGUCAGACAUUGCUCCAUAUCGUGGUCUUCUAUUGGGCCUCUUUUUCAUGACGGUUGGAAUGUCUAUUGAUCCAAAGCUUCUUGUUUCUAACUUCCCGGUUAUAGCUGGAACAUUAGGACUCCUCAUUGGUGGCAAAUCCUUAUUGGUUGUUUUAAUUGGCAAAAUUUUCGGAGUUUCAAUAAUAUCUGCAAUAAGAGUUGGUCUUCUUCUCGCUCCUGGUGGAGAAUUUGCAUUUGUUGCUUUUGGUGAAGCUGUUAAUCAGGGAAUAAUGUCUCCUCAAUUAUCGUCUUUGCUCUUCCUUGUCGUGGGAAUUUCAAUGGCCAUCACUCCAUGGCUAGCUGCUGGCGGCCAGUUAAUUGCAUCUCGUUUUGAGGUGCAUGACGUUCGAAGUUUACUACCCGUUGAGAGUGAGACAGAUGAUUUACAAGGUCAUAUAAUCAUCUGUGGAUUUGGACGAGUUGGCCAGAUAAUUGCACAGCUUCUUUCAGAGAGACUAAUUCCGUUUGUAGCUCUUGAUGUGAGGAGUGAUAGAGUGGCAGUUGGACGUUCUCUAGACGUUCCAGUCUAUUUUGGAGAUGCUGGUAGUCGAGAGGUACUCCACAAAGUUGGUGCUGAACGAGCAUGCGCUGCAGCCAUCACUUUAGAUUCUCCUGGUGCAAACUAUAGAACUGUCUGGGCUCUAAGCAAGUAUUUCCCAAACGUGAAAACUUUUGUUCGUGCCCAUGACGUUGAUCAUGGCCUUAAUUUGGAGAAGGCUGGGGCUACAGCGGUUGUCCCAGAGACCUUGGAACCGAGUCUGCAGUUGGCAGCUGCUGUUCUUGCUCAGGCUAAACUACCCAUGUCAGAGAUUGCAGCAACCAUCAAUGAAUAUAGGUCCCGCCACCUUGCUGAGCUAACUGAGUUAUGUGAAACGAGCGGAAGUUCUCUUGGCUAUGGAUUCUCUCGAAUGAUGAGUAAACCCAAACCUCUGUCUCCCGAUUCUAUGGAUGAGAACCAAUUCACUGAAGGAACACUGGCUAUAUAA